Messenger RNA from Stereum hirsutum FP-91666 SS1, 919 nucleotides. RefSeq lists its product as uncharacterized. NCBI's taxonomy places the organism in Eukaryota, Fungi, Basidiomycota, Agaricomycetes, Russulales, Stereaceae. The transcript has 2 exons. The coding region runs from base 148 to 675 and encodes 175 amino acids. The record is from RefSeq and is a predicted model, not a curated record.
GUCACCCGCCUCGAAUUCCUCGCUCAAAUACCGUCAAAAAAAUACCACCCUACCCGCGAACCUCGAACGCGUUUCAAGCUGGUGUUUAUUCGUGACGAGAUCUAUUCAUGGGAGGCCUUGGACAUGAUUUACGACUAUUGUCUCACGAUGCCCCUCCAAGCCGUACGGAAGCUGGAGUUCCUCGUACCGGAGCUCGAAUUGAUUAUUCCAGACUACAUCAAUAUGUUUUCACCGAUGAGAGAUCUGGUAUUCCUCAGUAUCUCUGGCCCAUCAGCCAUCGAUCUUCCGCACGUCCUGAAAACGGACAUUGCAAGCCAGCGGAGUGCCACGCCAGAUCCCGACAGCAUUGACCCUUGGGGCGCGAUGUCUAUGGAGGGACCUAGGGAGUGGAUGUUCCCCAAGCUUAUUUCCCUGACAUUCUCCUCCUACAAUUUUCAGGAUGGAGAUGGCCCGAGCUUCGUUGGUGGUCUUCAACGGGCUUUGGAACAUAGGCGCUCGACCCUAGGACACAAGCCUUUGAAGCGGCUUACUUUCGACAACUGCUUCUUCGCGGACGAUGAGUGGGUUCCGAAGGUUAGCGAGUGUGUAGAAAAGCUAUCGUAUCCCGAGAAUUUCCUUGAUUCUGAGUACGGGGACGAAUUCACGGUGCUUGAGGAUUAUCAAGAAUCAGAGUAGGCUUUGGGUUACUGCGGGAGACUUGGAGGGUAGUACCAGACACCACUCGUUAUUAGUACAGCAAUCAGCGAACACGACUCGUCUCUUCAAUCCCGCCGCCAACCUCGUCUAGGAUGGAUGUUCGUGGUCUAUUUGAAUGCGAUAUUCUUGCUAUCUUGUUUUUCGCUUCUGCUUUCUUACAGAGCGUGAAGACUUGAGCGCUGAGCCUUAGUCCGGCCCAACUCGGUUCACACCUGAAUUUAAU